Puntigrus tetrazona (Sumatra barb) is the source of this 7663-nucleotide messenger RNA. RefSeq names its product sodium channel, voltage-gated, type IV, alpha, b (gene scn4ab). NCBI's taxonomy places the organism in Eukaryota, Metazoa, Chordata, Actinopteri, Cypriniformes, Cyprinidae. The record is from RefSeq and is a predicted model, not a curated record. Gene Ontology annotation, cellular component: axon; voltage-gated sodium channel complex; plasma membrane. The transcript is spliced from 25 exons. Gene Ontology annotation, molecular function: protein binding; voltage-gated sodium channel activity. Gene Ontology annotation, biological process: membrane depolarization during action potential; neuronal action potential; sodium ion transmembrane transport. Bases 58 to 5559 code for a protein of 1833 amino acids.
ACACAGUUGGAGUAACAUUCUUCAAUUUUGUAGAGAGAAAUUGUGGACAAGGCAGCAAUGCCUAAGCGAAAGAUAAACCUGAUGGAGGUUUGGCGCAGGAAUCGUGCUGCACACCCAAACAGAGCUAAGAACUUAAAACUAUGGCCACAUCAACUGGCACAACUGAGAGACCCCGAAGUGGUGGCAGCCGUCCUUCAGCAGAAUGUCAAGAUGGCGCGACUACUCCCUCCCAUAGGCACCGAUGUGUUCCGCCCCUUUACUUUGGAGUCGCUCGCCGAGAUCGAGCGGCGGAUGGCAGAGGAGGCCGCCGAGCAGGAGCAGAUGAAGGCCCAGACUACCGAGGUACCUGAGGAGGAUCUACCCAAACCCAGCAGUGAUUUGGAAGCAGGAAAGGCCCUGCCGUUCAUCUACGGAGACCCUCCGCCAAAUCUCCUCAACGUUCCCCUGGAAGAGUUAGAUCCAUUCUACAAAGCAAAAAAAACGUUCAUCGUGGUCACCAAAGGCAAUACAAUAUACCGAUUCAAUGCUGAACCUGCAUGCUACGUUCUCAGUCCAUUCAGUCCUGUUCGACGUGUGGCCAUCAGAAUACUCAUACAUUCAUUAUUUAGCAUGUUCAUCAUGUUAACCAUCUUGUCAAACUGCGUUUUCAUGACGAUGGGUGACCCUCCAGCAUGGAGUAAAACAGUAGAAUAUGUUUUCACUGGCAUCUACACCUUUGAGGCGCUUGUGAAGGUGCUGUCCAGAGGCUUCUGCAUUGGUGAUUUCACAUUCCUGCGAGAUCCGUGGAAUUGGCUGGAUUUUAUGGUCAUCACCAUGGCGUACCUCACAGAGUUUGUGGACUUGGGGAAUAUAUCCGCUCUAAGGACUUUCCGUGUUCUUCGGGCCCUGAAGACAAUAACUGUAAUUCCAGGUCUUAAAACCAUCGUUGGCGCCCUGAUUCAGUCGGUGAAGAAAUUGGCGGACGUCAUGAUCCUCACUGUCUUCUGUCUCAGCGUGUUUGCUCUCAUUGGCCUGCAACUGUUCAUGGGAAAUUUGAGGCAAAAGUGUGUCCGGUCUUUUGACUGGAGCAACAGUGAUAACCUCACCAUGCUUUUCAACCACACAGACAUCAACGGCACUGAAGCCAACAACACAUUCAACUUUCAGGAAUAUAUUAACAAUCCAGAAAACUACUACUAUGUGCCUGGUCACAUCGAUCCUUUGCUUUGUGGGAACAGCUCUGAUGCAGGGAAAUGCCCCGAGGGAUACACAUGCAUGAAAGCUGGCCAAAACCCAAAUUACGGCUACACUAGUUAUGACAACUUUGGGUGGGCUUUCUUAGCCCUUUUUCGGCUAAUGACUCAAGAUUUCUGGGAGAACUUGUUUCAGUUGACGCUCCGUGCAGCAGGGAAGACGUAUAUGAUCUUCUUUGUAGUCAUCAUCUUCUUGGGUUCGUUCUACCUCAUCAAUCUGAUUCUGGCUGUGGUGGCUAUGGCAUAUGCUGAACAGAAUGAAGCAACCAUUGCAGAAGCUAAAGAAAAGGAGGAAGAGUAUGCAAAAAUCCUGGAACAGCUCAAGAAACAAGCUGAGCAGCAGAAAAACAACAUGGUAAAUGGCAGUAAGACAUCAUUAUCCAGCAAGAAGAAAGGUGAUGAUGACCAAAUGCAGAACGACUAUGACGGGAUUGCAUUGAAGCCCCUCUCAAAGUCGAAUGGAUCCAAAGGUAGCAUGAAUUACUUGGAAGUCCCUGAUUCGCAGAUGAGAAAACCGAGUGCAGUGAUCACCACAGACAAUACUACAGAUGAGCUGGAGGAUAUUGAAAGGCCGUGUCCUCCAUGCUGGUAUAAGUUUGCUGACAUUUUCCUGAAAUGGAAUUGCUGCGUGCCAUGGGUGAAAUUCAAGAAGUUUAUCUACCUAAUUGUAAUGGACCCGUUUGUGGAUCUGGGAAUUACGAUCUGCAUUGUGCUCAACACUGUGUUCAUGGCUAUGGAGCACUAUCCUAUGACUCCAGAUUUCGAUGAAAUAUUGGCAGUGGGAAAUCUGGUUUUCACAGGUAUCUUCACAGCCGAGAUGGUGCUAAAACUUAUUGCACUGGACCCAUAUUAUUACUUUCAAGUUGGCUGGAACAUUUUUGACAGCAUAAUUGUUACCAUGAGCCUGGUGGAGUUGGGCCUAGCCAAUGUUCAGGGCCUGUCUGUGCUGAGGUCUUUCCGUUUGAUGCGUGUGUUCAAGCUGGCAAAAUCUUGGCCAACCCUAAACAUGUUGAUAAAGAUCAUCGGUAAUUCUGUAGGUGCCCUUGGAAACUUGACCCUCGUCCUGGCCAUUAUUGUCUUCAUCUUUGCUGUGGUGGGGAUGCAGCUUUUUGGAAAAAGCUACAAGGACUGUGUGUGUAAGAUCUCGGAGAAUUGCCAGCUCCCUCGCUGGCACAUGACAGAUUUCUUUCACUCAUUUCUCAUCAUCUUUCGUGUUCUGUGUGGGGAAUGGAUUGAAACAAUGUGGGACUGCAUGGAAGUGGCUGGCCAAGGCAUGUGCAUCGUCGUCUUCAUGAUGGUCAUGAUCAUAGGAAACCUAGUGGUGUUGAACCUCUUCCUGGCUUUGCUGCUCAGCUCCUUCAGCGGAGACAACCUGUCAGCGUCAGAUGAUGAUGGGGAGAUGAACAAUCUGCAGAUUGCCGUUGCCAGAAUGACAAGAGCCAUUGACUGGGUAAAGGCCUUUGUUAUCGGACAUUUGCGACAAUGUCUGGGCCUGAAGCCAAAGGAAGAGAGCGUGAAAGCAAACGAAGAGAGCGAUUCUAAAAUGGCCACCAUGAAUUCCAGUCUGUCCGUUGUCAAAGUGCCUAUAGCCAAUGGAGAAUCGGAUGAUGAUGAUGACAACUGCUCUUCUGAGGAUGAAGACAAAGAGGAUAUCGAUAAAAAUACUAAAAAGAAAGCUGGAGAUGAAUCAUCAACCUGCAGCACAGUGGACAAACCUCCAGAGGUAGAAGAGGUGGUAGAAGAGGAAGAAGAGGACUCCACCAUCCCUGAGGAUUGCUACACAGAGAACUGCAUCAGGCGAUGUCCUUGCUUGGAGCUUGACGUUACCCAAGGUAAAGGGAAGACAUGGUGGAAUUUACGUAAAACCUGCUACGCCAUUGUGGAGCACAGCUAUUUUGAAACCUUCAUCAUCUUCAUGAUUCUCCUCAGCAGUGGAGCAUUAGCAUUUGAGGACAUAUACAUUGAACAACGAAGAAUGAUUAAAAUCAUCCUUGAAUAUGCAGAUCAGGUCUUCACUUAUGUGUUUGUCAUUGAGAUGCUUCUGAAAUGGGUAGCCUACGGCUUCAAGGUCUAUUUCACAAACGCAUGGUGUUGGCUGGACUUCCUCAUUGUUGAUGUGUCCCUGAUCAGUUUGACUGCAAAUAUCUUAGGCUACUCUGAACUGGGGGCCAUUAAGUCUCUCAGGACUUUGAGAGCACUGAGACCUCUUCGUGCUCUCUCCAGGUUUGAAGGAAUGCGGGUGGUGGUGAACGCUCUGGUGGGGGCCAUUCCAUCCAUCUUCAAUGUUCUCCUGGUCUGUCUGAUCUUUUGGCUAAUCUUUAGCAUCAUGGGAGUCAACCUUUUUGCUGGAAAGUUUUACUACUGCUACAACUCAACAUCCGAAGAAAUGUUCCACAUCACUGAAGUCAACAAUAAGAGUGAAUGUUUAGAGCUCUCGGAGUAUGAUCCAAAUGUGCGAUGGAUGAAUAUGAAGGUUAACUUUGAUAACGUAGGCAUGGGAUACCUCUCCUUACUGCAAGUGGCAACAUUUAAAGGAUGGAUGGAAAUCAUGUACAGUGCUGUUGAUUCUCGUGAAGUGGAAAUGCAGCCAGACUACGAGUCAAACCUCUACAUGUACAUUUACUUUGUCAUCUUCAUCAUUUUUGGCUCUUUCUUCACCCUCAAUCUAUUCAUCGGUGUCAUUAUUGACAAUUUCAACCAACAAAAGGCAAAGUUAGGAGGAACCGAUAUCUUUAUGACCGAGGAGCAGAAAAAAUACUACAAUGCCAUGAAAAAACUUGGCGCCAAAAAACCACAGAAACCAAUUCCAAGGCCAACGAACUGCUUCCAAGGUUUAGUAUUCGACCUGGUCACCAAGCAGUUCUUUGACAUCUUCAUUAUGGUGAUGAUCUGCCUGAACAUGGUGACCAUGAUGGUGGAGACAGAUGACCAAAGUGAAGAAAUGGAAUAUAUUCUGUUCUUUAUUAACUUCGUCUUCAUCAUACUCUUCACCGGGGAGUGCAUUCUCAAGAUCAUUGCCCUGCGAUAUCACUACUUUUCCAUUGGGUGGAACAUUUUUGAUUUUGUGGUGGUCAUUCUUUCAAUUUUAGGUCUUUUGCUGGCAGAUCUCAUCGAGAAGUACUUUGUGUCGCCAACGUUGUUUCGUGUUAUCCGAUUGGCCAGAAUCGGCCGUGUCCUGCGGCUCAUCCGCGGUGCCAAAGGAAUCCGAACACUACUGUUCGCCCUGAUGAUGUCACUUCCUGCCCUCUUCAACAUCGGCUUGCUUCUAUUCUUAAUCAUGUUUAUUUUCUCCAUAUUUGGCAUGUCCAACUUCGGCUAUGUGAAAAAAGAAGGAGGCAUCAAUGAUAUGUUUAAUUUCGAGACCUUCGGGAACAGUAUCAUGUGCUUGUUCAUGAUCACAACCUCCGCCGGCUGGGAUGGACUGCUGUCACCUAUACUCAACAGCCCGCCAGACUGCGACCCGGAUGUGGAGAACCCUGGAUCGCCCGUCCGAGGAAACUGCGGGAGCGCUGCCGUAGGCAUUGUCUUCUUCUGCAGCUACAUUGUCAUGUCCUUCCUCGUCGUGGUCAACAUGUACAUAGCCAUCAUCCUGGAAAACUUUAACGUAGCGACAGAAGAAAGCAGCGACCCCUUGUGUGAGGAUGAUUUUGAGAUGUUCUACGAAACCUGGGAGAAGUUCGACCCCACCGCCUCUCAGUUCAUCACUUACAGUAAGCUGUCCGAAUUCUGUGACACGCUCAAAGACCCCCUGAGGAUCCCCAAACCAAACACCCUUAAGCUGAUCACAAUGGAUCUUCCCAUGGUCCCUGGUGAUAAGAUCCACUGUCUGGACCUUCUCCUGGCCCUCACUACAGAGGUGCUGGGAGAUUCGGAUGCCAUGGAUGGCAUGAAAGCAACCAUGGAGGAGAAGUUCAUGGCCAACAAUCCCUCAAAGGUUUCGUACGAGCCCAUCACCAGCACUCUCAAACGAAAACAAGAAGAAGUGGCUGCUUCGACCAUACAAAGAGCCUAUCGGCAGCACGUCCUCAAACGCGGCCUCAGGCACGCCUCGUAUAUGUACAGAGAGAAGACGGACGCCAAGAGACGAGGUGAAGAGGCUCCAGAAAAAGUAGGGAUGAUCGCUAAGAAAAUGAGUUAUCUGUAUGGAGAUCAAGCCAUUGAGGACGACAAACCUAUGGGUUUCUCCUUCUCUCAGCGCGGGAAUCCACAGUAUGGGGUUAAGCGUCCCCCGGUGAGAGUUCAGAGCGACGUGGUCCUGCACUCUGCCCCCUUUCCCGUUCCUGACUCCUCAGCCACUGCGGAAAACUUGAGGGAGUCCAUUGUGUAACAGGUUCAAGACACGCGCACCUUAUCCUUUGGAAAGCCCAGCAAUACUGAGACCCUUCAGGAGACUGUUCAGAGUUUGGCACACAACAGCCAGAAUCAAAGAAAUUUGUGGAGUUUGUAUGGCGAAGAUUCUUUGCAAAUGGCAACGAGUUGUAAUCAAUAUCAUUGAUGCAGUCAAUGGCUCCUCUCAGUACUGCCCUUAAGAAGACGAUCACCAACUGUUUGUCUAACGGCACUGGAAAUGAUUGGGCUCUUAGUGCAGAUAUCAAUUUUCAUGCACAGAACCUGACAUGACAGCAUUUAUCAAAUGAUUACUAAUCAUUAAGAACUAAUUUAGAGGAAGAUCAGGAAGGACUUGUCAUGAUACCUGGCAAAGCCUAUAAUAAAUCCUGAAUUACAUUUUUUUAAAAUCUAAUUCUAUUGCAUUUAACACCUUUUGAGAUUUAGAUUUACAGUUAAUUUUACUGACUUUUCACUAUGCGGUGUGAUUAGCAUUCAAAAUAAACACUUUUGCACUAAAUAAAAUUAACACUGGUAAAACGACCCAAUUGUUAGCAUUUAGCGAACCAUAUUAGUCUUAACAGUUCACUGUAAAAAAACAAAACCAAAAAAAAAACAUAAUAUUAUGUAUAUUUGACUUUAUAUAGACUUUACUAAACAUUUGGUUUUAAUCCAAAGCAGAAUCUCAAGUUGGCCCAAAGGCAAAAAUAUCAAUCGCCAUGCAAGUCAGACCAUAAAACAGUCUUCCAAACAGUUAGCUACUCAGCUGAACAUAUUGUAAAUAUGAAUUCUGUAAUGUUUAAGAUGCCUAAUGAGCCUUUUUGGUAUGUAGGGUGUACUUGCAAGUUGUUUAUUGCAAGUAUAUAAAGUAGUCAGCGAAAUCCUUGGCUUAUGUAGGUAAUUUUUUUAUUUUCACUUUCAGAUAUCAUUUCUUAUGAGCCAGAUAUGCAGUUGUGUCCUGAAUGUCAGGUUGUUCUGCCCAGUUGUGUAGUGGUAAUGGAUUUGAUGACAAAAUAUAUAGAGAAUACUCUGUAGAUGAAACUAUGCAAAGGAUUGCUUAAACAGGGCAUUGUAUGUCAGAAAAACUACAUGUAUAAAUGGAUAUGUGAGGGUCAGAAGUAACAAAACUAGUCAGAUUUUAUAAGCAUUGUGUGGAAACAUCUGUGGACACAUUUCUCAUGUCUGCUACAGUGAGUCAGCCUUAACAAGACUGACCUAAUGUGACUCUUAGCAUCCCUAUUAUGUUUUAAUAUCCAGCAUUUACAGUUGCAUUACAUAAAUGUUUUGCCAUUUUGGUGAUCAACAAUUUACAAUUGUCUGUCUCUUACACAACCGAUUUAUACUUUCAACAGCAUUUAUUUUUUGACAGGUAAAGAGUUUUUAGGAAGUUGGGUUUUUUUUGCUUUUCAUUUCAUGAAAUCUCUCAUUUUUAUUUUUUAUUAAAUUUUAUUAAACAUUUUAUACUUUUGGGGAUCCAAUUGAUGAUUAAACAUGCACUGGCUACUGAUGCUAGCAAUUUUCUUAAGCCCUCCCAGAAGUGUUGAAAUGCUUAAACAUGAAGUUUCUUUUAUUUAUGCCAUUUAUUUAGCAUUUAUUAUAUUUCUUUGUUGAAUGCAAACCAAUAGCGAGAGAGGUAAGCAACCUAUCCACAAUUCAGUUUGUUCAUGCAAUAAUAAGAGAUAAAAAUAAGAAAGCACAAGCAUGCUCCAGAGGGAAAUGCUUUUCAGAAAAACAUUUUCAUUUAAUCAUUUUUCAUUAAAUUGUACAAGACAAAUUAAUAAUAAUUGUUCAUUCAAAUUUAUUUCAUGCUGUACCAUAAUAAAAAUCCUGCUGGUGAUUUCAUUUUCAAAUUAUAUGAUGACUCAGCAAAUUGUGAAAUGAUAGUUUAAUAAUUUUUACUUUUUUUAUGUUCUGCUUAACAUUAAUACCACUGUUUAGUGCACUGAACGUACUGACACACGUCACAGUAUCUGUCACUUGCUGAAUGCAUGUAAUAGAUCUUGUAACAUUCUUUUUUUUUCAAGUACUUAAACAUUUGUAAAGUGUAUUGUAUAUUCUUUCUCAGUUUACAUGAAUGAAAUAAACUUGUUUUUUGAGCCUUGGGA